This is a messenger RNA of Harmonia axyridis, 1353 nucleotides long. Its product is annotated as zwei Ig domain protein zig-8-like. Gene Ontology annotation, cellular component: neuron projection membrane. Bases 470 to 1342 code for a protein of 290 amino acids. The transcript is spliced from 6 exons. The record is from RefSeq and is a predicted model, not a curated record. Lineage: Eukaryota; Metazoa; Arthropoda; Insecta; Coleoptera; Coccinellidae. Gene Ontology annotation, biological process: synapse organization.
CGCCUUCCGACUACCGCGUAGCGUGCGACACUGCGUUAUGUGCUGUCUAUGGGUUCCUCGUACGCCGCCUGACAAGCUCGCUGCUGUCCACUGAAAGUUCGCGGCCUGCUAGGACUGAACUUGCGGAACUUUAAACCACAUUUUAAACGUAACCGGAACCACUUAAUUUUAAGAAUAUUAAAUAAUAAUUAAAAAAAAUAGAUUAACCCACCUAAAACCCUUUGGAUCUUUGUGUGACUUGCCUUCUCUCUAUCUCACUGUGAUUUCUUGUUGAUGUGUUUUGUGUCUUAGAGUUCGAGGAUAGUGAUAAUUAUAAUUAAAUAAAGUUAAUUCGUGUAUUAACCAUAUCUUAAGAGUUCGACGGAGGACUUCUUCGAGUGUUACUGUUAAUCGUUGAGAGAUGAUGAUUUUAAGUGGUGAUUUUGAUGAAUGCAGAUAUAUUCCUGGAACGUAUGAAGAUAGUGUUUAAAUGGAAUUGAAGAAUAUGGAGUUGGUCAAAGGAUUCUUCGUCUUGUUUUUGGUUCUUCUUUGUUCAGGUGAUGCGGAGUCGACGUCUUCUUAUUUCGACGAGGGCUUCCUCAAUAGCAACGUCAGCAGCUACCCCUAUUUCGAAUUCAACGUGCCCCGCAACGUAACCACGGCGGUCGGCCAGACCGCCUUCCUCCACUGCAGGGUCGAGCAACUGGGAGACAAAGCGGUUUCAUGGAUCCGGAAAAGGGAUCUGCACAUUUUAACUGCCGGCAUCUUAACCUACACUUCGGACCAGAGGUUCCAGGUAAUCAGGCCGGACAAAUCAGACAAUUGGACGCUGCAGAUAAAAUUUCCGCAGUUGAGGGACAGCGGCAUCUAUGAAUGUCAAGUGAACACCGAGCCUAAAAUGUCGCUUCCUUUCAGACUGAACGUUAUAGAGGCCAAGGCCAGGAUCCUGGGUCCUAGCGAUCUCCACGUGAAGGCAGGAAGCUCUGUCACGUUAUCCUGCGUGAUUAAUCAAGGACCACACAACCUGGGGACUGUGCUUUGGUACAAAGGUGAUGAAAUAUUGGAGCUGCCCCAGGAGACAUCGCAGAAUGAUAUCGACGCAAACGCCAGGAUCAGGGAAGAGAUCGAAUGGACUGAUGGAUUAACGUCACGGCUGCACAUCACAAACGUCCACUUAUCGGACUCUGGAAACUAUUCCUGUGUGCCCACCACUGCAGCGGCGACAAGUGUUAACGUCCAUGUAAUUAAUGGAGAGCAUCCAGCAGCGAUGCAGCAUGGAAACAAAAAUACAGCCCCCCUAUCAUCUUUACAUUGCACCCUUGUAUAUAGUAUCUCUGUCUUCAUAAUAAAACACAUCAGAUGAAACAUCUUGUA